CAAGAACAAGCUGGGCACGCUUGAGUCUCUGCUGCAGAAUCUGAACCUUGUGCUCAGGAGUCAGCUGACAAAGAGGAUGGCGGAGAGAUAAGGAGGAGACCAGCAGUGAGGGGGCUGGGCUUCUCUAACAGUGACAAAAGACAGCACUUUGAUCCGUGGACUUCAGUCUGGGUGAAGGAACCGCAGGGUCGGACAUUGCAGACCUGCUUAGAAAGCCGAGGGUGACCAUGACAAGCAUGGAUGAAAUGAGGGUGAAAAAAAGAGGGGAUGAGAGGAUGAUAUCAGGAGCAGAAGAGAAGGAGUCUCUGAUGAUGGAGCUGACUCGGCUGGUCCAGAAGACGGUGCAGGAGAGCAGCUGGUGGGAGAGGAGAGGAAUGGACUGUAGCAUCCUGGCCGCUGCAUUCUUGAGUCUGCCGGCUGCCUUCCUGCUGUUGGCGUCUGAACACUUCUUCUGGUUUCUUGCGGGUGUCCUGCUGAUGGGCUUGGCCCACAGCAUCAUCACCGUCAAGGGAACUCACCUGGCUAGCCAUGGGGCGCUGAGUGAGUCGCAGGCUUGGUCCAAGUUCUGGGCCAUCUUCUUCAUCGAGAUCUGCGGCUCGUUCUCAGCACAAGCCGGUGUCCACGGCCACAUCAAGAUGCAUCAUGCUCACACAAACAUCAUUGGCCUCGGAGACUCAAGUGUGUGGAAGGUACCGUUUCUGCCUCGAGUGGUUUACCUCUUCAUCGCCCCACUGGCUGUCCCCAUCAUCACUCCCAUUGUGGCCUUUGCUCAUCUAAGAAGACAACCUGCUGCAGUGGUUGUCUGGACCUCUCUCACCAUUGCUCUUGGUUUGGUCUCGCAGUUCUGGCUGCUCAUCAGUGUCUCUGGAUUUAGAUCCACCAGCAGUGCUCUGCUGUGUAUGCUGGUGUGUCGGGCCAUGUUCUCGGUGCCAUACAUCCAUGUCAACAUAUUCCAGCACAUUGGUCUUCCCAUGUUCUCACCAACAUGCCGCCCAAAGAGGAUCCACCAGAUGACCCACGGAGUCCUGAACCUUCCCAGGAAUGCCCUGCUGGACUGGACCUUCGGCCACUCGCUCAUCAACUGUCAUGUGGAACACCACUUAUUCCCAUUUCUGUCUGACAACAUGUGUCUGAAGGUGAAGCCCCUCGUGUCCAGGUAUCUGACCCAGAAGCAGCUUCCAUAUCAAGAGGAUAGUUAUCUAUCACGCCUUCGCUUAUUCUACCACAAGUACCAAGAGCUGAUGGUCUUCGCUCCUUCCAUCACUGAGCUGGUGGGCGUACAGUGACCUUCACAACAUGACACUGAUGAACUCUUUAUUACUGUUAUAUUUAAUACAUUUUAUCUCACUUUUUUCUAUGCUUCAAGCAUGUGUGGUCCAGAUUUUACUCCCUCCGAUCCAUUUCAGCUGAUGAGAAACACACAAAUGUAGUUGAAAUUCACACACAUGUGUAAGAGUAGAAUGGUGCCUCCACAUGAGAACAAAAUC
Synchiropus splendidus (mandarinfish) is the source of this 1487-nucleotide messenger RNA. It is a transcript of the gene fads6, whose product is annotated as fatty acid desaturase 6. NCBI's taxonomy places the organism in Eukaryota, Metazoa, Chordata, Actinopteri, Syngnathiformes, Callionymidae. Gene Ontology annotation, molecular function: oxidoreductase activity, acting on paired donors, with oxidation of a pair of donors resulting in the reduction of molecular oxygen to two molecules of water. The record is from RefSeq and is a predicted model, not a curated record. The transcript has 6 exons. Gene Ontology annotation, cellular component: membrane. The coding region runs from base 228 to 1286 and encodes 352 amino acids. Gene Ontology annotation, biological process: lipid metabolic process.